Molecule: messenger RNA, 4671 nt
Organism: Scylla paramamosain (green mud crab)
Lineage: Eukaryota; Metazoa; Arthropoda; Malacostraca; Decapoda; Portunidae
Exons: 4
Coding region: 517-3921 (1134 amino acids)
Biological process (GO): negative regulation of Wnt signaling pathway
Cellular component (GO): cytoplasm
Source: RefSeq, a predicted model, not a curated record
GUGUUAGGGGGGAGGGGGGGUGUUGGGGAACAGCAGGGAGCCGUGCCCCGUGGCCAGGCUGUCCCCCAGGUGAGGCAUGAAGACCUUCCCCCCCAUCACAGGGUCAGCCGCGGCAGGAGGUGUACAUAGAUACUGUUACCUCACCUACAUGUGUGCAUCUGCUGUGUUCCGGCCACCCCCCCCCUCCCAACGGCAAAGCCUUUCCCUGACUCACGCACACCGGGGGGAAGGGGAGAGGGGAAGGAAGGGGGGCGCCGUCCACCCACUGCUGGACAGGGAAAUGACGCACGAGGGAAGUGGGGAUGUGGGGAGCAAUGGGAAGGGGUCCCGGGUGGCGUCAUGCCGCCCGUCCCGCCAUCGUGGGGGCGCAGACCCCGAGAGUGGAUGGGUGCGGGCGGGAGCAACAGAUUACACCACGUUGGGGAAGUGGGGACUGCGGUUGAGGGAGGGGCGUGAGUGGCCUGGAGUCAGGAGUGUCUGUGGCGGGCCGGGGAGCUGGCGGCGGGGGCGGCGGUGAUGGGGGUGACGAAGGGGGUGGCGGGAGGCAGCGCGGCGCGGCGGUCAGCACAGGCAGCAGCACCAACAGCAGUCUUCCAGUCCCCACCGCGCUGUGCACACCGCCCUCCGACACCCGCGCCGCCCGUCAAGGCUGAGUGUCGCCGCGCCGCGCAGAGUGCCGCAGUGCCGAAGUGCCGCCGCCCACACAGUGCCAAGCAGCGAGGCGGCCCCGCGCCCCUCAGCCCGCCACAACCCGCCAUGGCCCUUAGCGCCCUGCUGCCACCGCCCGGCGCCGCUUUCCUGCCCUUGCACCAGCCCAUCAUGCAGCUGCCCAUGCCACGUCCCAGGGCGUACCGAGGCUUCAGUGCUGACAGCCUGGUGACCCCGCGCCGCCCCCUGCCCGUGUCCGCCACGCUGGCUGACCACCGCCUGCAGGACCUGCUGGCCCGGCGAGACCCGCCCGUCUUGCCCGCCGCCACCACCUCCACCACUACCACGCCCGCCUCCACCACACCCACUUCCACCACCACCGUCACCACCGCCGCGCCCACCACCUUCGUGAGAGCCACGUCGCGGUGGAGCGCUGCGCCGCGUGAAGCGCCUCGCUUCGUGAGUCAGUUCCACUCCGGGCCGCUGCAGUCCCGCAAGGGCGGCGACCACGGGGAUGACGACGGCGUGGUGCUGCUGGUGGGGCUGUUCAACCUGCUGGCGGUGGUGGUGUACGCCGCGCAUCGCCACCUGCGCGCCGAGCCGCAUGCACUGUCUGAGCGCGUGAUCCAGUGGCAGGUGCAGAAGGUGCUGGACGAGCUGGUCAUCAAGGUGCACAGCUCGAGCUACGCCGCCAACCUGCUGUCCCGCGCCAUGCCGCACGACGCGCCCCUCCAGCACGCCCGUGCCGCGCCCGCCGCCACGCCCUGGCACCUGCUGCUGCUGCGACAGGCCAGGGCGCUGCUGCUACACCAGGACCCCGAGGCGGCCCGCUGGCUACAGGACGCCCGCCGCCGCCUCCUGCAGGACGUGGCCGCCUCGCCCGCCGCCCUGCACGCCACCACGCUGCGCCCCGAGAUGUACGCCCCCGUGCACGCCCUCUACACAGCCCUCGCCACCGGCCGCGCCGCCGCCGCCCUGGAGGGCGUCCUGGCCGCGGCGGAGGGCGAGCAGGGCCGCGCCCUGGAAGGCCGCACGCCGCACCUCGCCGCCCUACUGGACAGCCUGGCGCACCUCGACACCCCGCAGCUGCGCUCCCUCCUCGCUGCCCUCACCGCCCUUGGCCGCGCCCAGCAGCGGGUCAACGUGCUGCCACGCCUCUCCUCGCUCCUAGGAGCCGCGGCGCCCCCCGUGCCCACCAAGGUGCGGGCACGCCGGGCCACGGGUCAGCGCCAGGCCAGGGCGGCCAGCGCGAGGCGGCCGCGGCGCAUCAUGCGGCGGCAGGGCAAGGUGGUGGAGGAGGGCUCCGGUCACUGGACGGACCGCUGGUUCUCGCUGGUGACCAAGGCGGCGCCCGUGGGCCUGGACCUCACCACGCUGUACGCCAGGGCGCGGGCACGUCCCACCUGCCUCAGGGCGCUGCUGUGCCGUGCCAACAACGCCUGGCGCCAGGUGGGCCCUCUGCAGGCCGCCCUUACGCCCUUCACCAGCGUCGUCUUAAGCUGGGUACUGGAGGACACUGCACCACACUCCCUGGGCGACUCCCUCAUCGCAAUCCGGGCCGGUUGGAUGGGCAAGCCGUGUGCUGUUCUUUACCCAGAGUGCCGUCUCACCCCUGACCCCCACCCUGCUGCCAAGGAAGCCAUCACUUUCUUCUCCAGAUUACAAUUUGCCGCCACCCAACCAAAAGAGGAGGUCCCCCCACCCACCCUCCCCCAUGCCCAACAACAACAACAACAAAAACAACAACAACAACAACAACAACCAUCAUCCUCUACCACCACCACCACCCACAACAACAACAACAACAACAAAAAGAACGACAAACAAGAAAACAAAACAGAUUACCAAAACACUCACACCUCUUCUUCCUCCUCUUCCUCUUCCUCUUCCUCAUACAUUCCCAGUGCAUACAGCCCCCCAGCCUCAUCCCUUAACCCUUCUUACACUCAAAUAUCAUACCAGGGCACAGAGGACACAUACACAGCCCCACAGCAGCCUGGACACUCAUACACUCACUACACUGACACCUACACAGCUCCUGGACAAGAGACUGGAGGAGGAGAAGGAGGAGGAGAGGGCUUAAACACAGGAUUCUUAGGAGGAGAAGAAGAAGGAGGAGGAGACUUAAACGCAGGAAUAUUACAAGGAGGAGGAGGAGAAACAGGAGGAGCUAACACAGACAAGGACCUAAUUAACCUAUAUUACAACAGGUAUGGUGGGAAAGGCCCCAUGGCACUACCAGGCACCCAAUACACCACUAAAUAUGCACACAGGAACCCUGAAGACACACACACACAGGAGACUGAGCAGACCCAAACACUGCAGGAAAAAAUUGACAGACGCGAUGACACACACAACCACCACCUCCUCCUGCCUGACCUCUCAACACCACACCACCACCACCACCACCACCAGACGCUCCACAGCCUCCCAAAUGAGCUUUAUGAGAAAUACGAGAGCCCAGAUUCUAGUGUGGGCGAGGAGGGAGAUGUCCUGUCCUCUGGGAGUGUGUCUGGCAUGGCCCUGCAAGACCCGCCAGCUGCAAAUACGGCCGUCACAUGGCAGCAGUUCUUCAAUGCAGGAUUGUAUGGGAGUUCAGGCCAGCAAAAGGUGCCUGAAGGAGGUGCAGUAGGAGGAACAGCAGGAACAGGAGUUAUUGCAGGAAGGCCACGAGAACACCCACAACACCCACAGCACACAGCGAACCACAAGAUCGGGGUAGCGGGUGCCGGGAGACAGCCCCUCAAGACCUACCACCACCAUCACAACCACCACCAGCACAGUAAGACCAGCCAACCAGUCAGCCAGCCAGCCAGACCAAGUAGACCAACCUUUUUGCUACGCCCACACCUGCAGCAGUACAGCCACAACCAGCAGCCUGUCAAGAAGUACAAGUAUGGCCUCCGUCGCGGCCUCCCAGCAGGAAACGUCAAUAAUAAUAAGUACGACGAUAAUUUUUCCAUCAACUACAAGUACGACGAAUCUUCAAUGAGCAAUGACAUACACCAACCACACAAGGCCUGGUACUCAUACACCGCAAGGCCUGACACUUACCACUACCACACUACCACACCUAUCACCACCACCACCACCACUACUACUACUAAGAGGCCGACGCGUGACAUAGACCCCUUUGGCCCUGAGGACGCAGUGACAAGUGUACUGAGAAAUGAGUUACUGUACGAAUUUGUAAGGGACAGGCAGGGAUUCGUGAAGGAUGAGGAGGAGGAAGAAGAGGAGGAGGACAAGGAGGAAGGAAGGAGUGUAAGGUAGAGGAUGAUAUAGGUCUACUUAAUGGUUUUAAUGGUCAGUUGAAAAGUAAAUAGGAGGAGGAAGAUAAGGAGAAGGAUAGAAGUGCAAUAAAGGAGAGGGGAAAUAGUGAAAAUAGUAAGAGGGUGAUAGGAUAAUGGGUGCUUGAUAAAUUAGAAGGAUACAAAGGAGGAAGGAGAGAAUAUUGAUUGGAAAUUAAAAUGAGUGAAUAGAGAGGAGGGAGAAAUGUCCAUCUUGAAGAAAGGAGGGAAAGAAAACGAGAGCAAAAAAGGAAAAAAAAAAGAAAAGAAGAAAACUCAAUCAGGGAGAAGGGAAAUAAAAAAGGGAAGAAACAGAAGAGAAAAAAGAAACACAGAAAAACACUAAAAAAAAAAAUAAAAAAAUAAAACAGAAAAUAAAGAACAAGUGAAAAGACAACACAAACACAAAAAGAAAAAAAGUAACAAUGAAAAGAAACCAGAAAAACAAAAAGAAAAGAAAAAUCAGACAAAAAAAUAUAACAGCAUUCAUAAUUAUACCAAACCUACCUACCUCCUCCUCCUCCUCCUCCUCCUCCUCCUCCUCUUCCAAACCCCAAACAGGACAACAAACAGUGCAAUGUAUCAUAGUGAAGGUAGUGAUGGUGGUGGUGAUGGUGACAUAGCUUGUAUAUUUAAGUGACAGGCUUGGGAACUAUGGAUGUUCGAGAGAGAGAGAGAGAGAGAGAGAGAGAGAGAGAGAGAGAGAGAGAGAGAGAGAGAGAGAGAGAGAGAG